Messenger RNA from Bactrocera dorsalis (oriental fruit fly), 5013 nucleotides. Its product is annotated as synaptic vesicle glycoprotein 2B. Gene Ontology annotation, molecular function: transmembrane transporter activity. The transcript has 11 exons. Gene Ontology annotation, biological process: transmembrane transport. Gene Ontology annotation, cellular component: membrane. The record is from RefSeq and is a predicted model, not a curated record. Lineage: Eukaryota; Metazoa; Arthropoda; Insecta; Diptera; Tephritidae. Bases 1659 to 3266 code for a protein of 535 amino acids.
UUAUUUUUUUUUUCGUUUGGUACUCCGAAAAAUAGGUCCCUAGACACCUCUAAGAAAGCCUCUCCAAACAUGAGUUCUUAAUUGUAACGAGAAGGUCCUCCUACAGUGCGGGACUUUAAUCCGCUAAACCUAACCUACUCCCACCUCAUGUCUCUCCCACGGGACCAUUGGAUAAAGUAUUACUUCAUGGGAGAGAAGAAGAAGUUUAAGUCUCCUCUAUUGCACAGACUGACUGACGCCUAAUCUGUUUUAAUUAUCUCAAUUUUGUCAUAAUUUGAUUUACCGCUUCGCUGACAGCUUUUCACUUUACAGAGGACUCGCACAUAAGUGCUGUCAAAUUUUCCACAGUGAUACUACCUCCAAGGGUGGUUAUCAGCUUUUCCCUUAUACUUGAAAACCGAGGGCAAUAAAAGAACAUGUGUACAGAGUCUUCUAUACAUCCUGUACACGUCGGACAGUAUGAACUAAUGUCAUGAUUAUAUUUGAAAAGGCAGCUUCUGAAGCAACCAUGCCCACUGAGUAUUUGGGUAAUAUGGAAAUCCAGUCCCCAUGUUGUCUACCUAUCCACGAAUGUGUGUAUGUCCGAAAUCAGUCGGAAGAUCCACCGUCCUUUGCAUGAAGUUUGCAAUGCAAUGCUUUUACUUCUCUCUUCUCUUUUAGCUGUGGUAGACGUCUCUAAUUAGUUAUACAUAUGUAUAUUCACGCGAAUUUGUCUCACUGUAUGUCAAUCGGUGCCAUAUUGGCUAAUACCUCAGCGGCGUCAUUUGAAAUGGUUCGGAAAGCACUUAUCACGUGUUAAUUGGUCUAGCAUAUGAUUUUAUUCCUAUCUAGCGCCUGUAUCCAUAUUGGAGCCGCAUACAGGAUAACUGAAUUUAUUACCUUAGCUAUUAAACAUAAUCGGCUGGAACGCACACAUAAACAUAUGUAUUUGAAGUACAUAUAUAGAACAGAAGUGCACAAGUAUACAAACCGAACGUGUCGAUCAUUUCAAUCAUUGAAGCAUGAUCAGGUAUAAGCUGAUCGCUAGUGAUUCAAAGUUGUUCGCUAUUGCUGAUUUGAAGACAAACGGUUCGCUUUGUGUACAUGAUGACAGAAUCAGACGGAGUAACGGAUCAGUAAUUAAGUAUAAACAAAAAUUUAUUACUCGUUGCAGUUCUCUGAUAUAUAAGUACAUUAAACUUAUCAGGGGGCGCGGCUACACACACUUUUUAAACAUUUCCAAACUGCAAGUGCCUCUUGUUAUUGCGAAAAAUCGUUAGGUGAACAAAAAUAUUAUACUCGUAUUCCGGUGGAACAUGUUGCGAAAACAUAAAAAUAAGAGAAUUAAACUGAUAUGUAGGCUAACAUGACAUAAUUGCCCUAAACAACAAGCCCUCUAGAUACGAAAGUGUAAACUCUGAAUUAUUGAUUCAUUUCUACUUUUAAGUUCUACAAACCUAUGUCAUACAAUUGUAUAAUGUCUUAAUAUUCGAACAUUUCUGUUUGUUUCUGUCAUUGUACAUUACAUUCAUUUAGAAAUUUAUUGAUUAUACAUAUUUAUCUAAAUCUUUGCAUAAGAAGCGGUAAAUACAAUAUAUACAUUUAUUUUUUAUUAUGAUUUCCUUUACAUAUGUUUUAAAAUGUAGUUAUCCCAGACUUAAUAAUUUUCUGGCCAAGAAAUGGCAGCUUCGGGCCCACAAACUUCUAACGGCCGGGUUGAAGAAGCACCACUUAAGGAUUUUGAAAGUGCGUUGGAAGCGUGUGGAUUUGGCAAAUUUAAUUACUGUCUCCUCAUUGUGUCCAUGCUGGCAGUAGCCGCAACUGUGUUUGAAACGUCAAACAUAUCGUACAUAUUGCCCACUGCAGAAUGCGAUCUUCAGAUUGGCUUAUUAUCAAAAGGAGUACUGAACGCUAUAACUUACGCAGGUAUGAUUAUAUCGGCAGUGCCUUGGGGCUACCUAGCGGAUACCACUGGCCGAAAGCAUGUGUUAAUGUACGGACUUCUUAUUGGCAGUUUAAUGGAUAUGGGAUGUGCUUGUAGCCAAACCGCAAUUCAAUUAAUCGUCUUCAAGUUUUUAGCCGGCUUUAUUAAUUGUGGUCCACUUGCGGUAGUCCUGACAUAUUUAUCUGAGUUCCAUAUAAAAAAGCAUCGGUCUCGAGUAUUAAUGAUUUUAGGUAUGAUUAAAACUAUCGAUUUGCUUAUAUUGCCCGCCAUUGCAACAGCAACUCUGCCACAUCAUAUAGCGUUUGAAAUAUGGGUUAUGAAAUUUCAUACAUGGCAUGUUUUCCUCGCUAUUACUGCUUUACCUGGUCUCAUCAGUGGUCUAGUACUUCCUUUUUUUCCGGAAAGUCCCAAAUAUCUUAUGGCACAAGGAAGAAACGUGGAAGCUUUGGCAACUUUCAAAACCAUAUACGCUUUGAACACGGGGAAAAGUAAAGAAUCUUAUCCGGUAAUAGCUCUAUUUGAAGAAGCGCCUGAAAAGGCUGCAAAGAUAGCGGCAAAAACUGAUAAAGAGCAGGAAGCGACAAACCCUUUGAGCAAGCAGCAGACCGCCAAAGAAACGUUUAAAGAUGGUCUGAAGCAAUUAAAGCCCAUGUUUUCCAGCCCUUAUUUGAAAUUUUGUUUUAUGGUGUACCUAAUGGGAUUUUCCAUAUUAUUGGGUCAGAAUUCGGUCCGGUUAUGGCUGCCUCAACUCUUCGCAUCCAUUGUAGAGUAUGAACAACUUUAUGGCAGCACAACUAGUAUGUGCACCAUAUUAGAAUAUAAUGUGAAUAGAACUCAUCUAAUUAAAAACGUAGAUGAGAUGAAAACGUGCGAUGUUCAUAUUAGCUUUGAGUCUUAUACAAACAAUAUUGCUGUCUCCGGAUGUACCGUUUUCGGAUUCUUUUUGGUCAGCUUUAUAAUCAACAAAAUCGGAAAUAAAACCGUGCUGAGUAGGAAAAAUGGUGCGCUGUUGACAUCCUUUAUUUUUGCUGUAUCAUUUUAUUGGUCCCUAUCUGAAUAUUCUACCUUAGCCAUUUCGGCAAUUUUCGUAACUGCCAGUAGCAUAGCUGGUACCACCGUUAUAAGCGUCUCAGUCAAUUUGUUUCCAACUGUAAUGAGAGCAAUGGUUGUUGUACUUGUACUUACUUCUGGACGACUGGGCUCUCUGCUGGGGAAUGUUUUGUUCCCAUUAUUUAUGACCAUGGGUUGCAUACCGCCGUUUGUAAUGAUUGGUGGCGCAGUAUUUUGUGCCUGCAUAAUUUCAUUUUUUGUGCCAGGAGCAAACAGCGAAACAUUCAAAUAAUUUGCACCAAUAUUGUGAAAAGUUUUUAUUUUUAUUUAAAAAUAAAAUCCAUUAAAAAACGAUGUUUUCUUCACUCUCUCAAAUUCGUUUAGCCUUAAUUUUAGCCCUAUAGUAUUCAGUUCUACUAUACUCUACUUUCACCAUAAGAAUUACGACGAAUAAUGAAUAACACGGCACGUUCCUGAAUGAUUUUCUGUACGUCAUUUCUAGUCAAUCAAACAAUGAGGAUUUGUGAUUUUUUUCGAUUUUAUUCACAUUCAGCUAAUGUGUGUACCAGAAAAAGAUUCCCUCUGAGGAUAAAUGCUAUAAAGACAAAUAUUUAUGGGGACUGGGAAAAGUAUUCACCUCGAGUAUACUCAGGCGACAUCGCAAUCAAAAAAUGAGUCAUUACCGCUCUACAGAAACGCUUCGCCAUGUUAGAAAGCAGUUUGUCUCAUUUGGGAAAUACAGAGCACUAAUCACGUAUUAAGCGUCUAAAUUGGAUGUAUGUAUGUAUCUAACAACAGUGUUGCCGCCGAAGUUACAUGUACAAUUGGGAACAGUUCAAUUGCCAAAACAGCAAUUUCCAGUUUUAGUUAACUGUACAGUAACGUUCUCACAGAAAUUGCAGGUUUUGCCCAACUUUUGUGGACAGUCGGAAGAUUGGCCAAUAUUUUAUACGGGUUUCAUCGAGUCAAGCGCGAUUUAUGAGUACAGCAAAUACGAAAACAACCAACGUUUAUUAAAGAGCUUGAAAGGUUAUGCGCUCAACCGAAUAAUGUCGUUAAUAUAAUUGAAUUGUUAAAAUUUUGGUUGACAGUUGAUCCGAAGCCCACUUAAAGGAAAUCAUACCCCUUUGCAAUAUCGAAAAUCAAACCAUUUCAACAAAGGUAUGGUGGUGAAUUACAUUUCUCAAACUCUAACUACAUUACUCUUUUAUCGGUCGCCCCAUACGGAAACCAAAAGCGUGUCGACAUUUACGCACUCCUGGACGAAGGUUCAUAUAUCAUAUUGAUAGCAGUGGCGGAUUAAGAGUAUCCAAGGCCCUAAGCACAGAGCUGUGUAGGCCCUCUAUUGCUUAAAUGGAAAUGGAAGGAACGGAAUGGAGGGUAGAAAGUAUAAAAUGAAAGUUCAUCAAAAUAGAAAGUGUAGUAGGUAUAAUUUAAAACUUAAAACAUUUUUUUCCUUGCCUUAAUCAGAGCAAACUCCAAAAUUACAUCGUCGAAAUUUAUCUGACGAAGUUGUCUGCCUCAAUACACAUUAAUGCUAAGGAAUUAAGCUUGUCUGGACCGAUUUUUGUUCUUUGCGAGUUUUUUAAUAUUUUUAGUUGUGAGAAGGAUCGUUCCGCAGAGCAGUUAGUAAUCUUUAAGCUGUGAAAGAUUCUAAACGCCACUUCUAUAUUUGAGAAAACGCACUUUACUUUAUCUUUAAUAAUCAUUUCAUAUAGUUCGGAAUGGGUGACCUUUGUUUCUGAAAAUUCAUAUUUCAUUCGAACUUAUUUGUGAAAAUUAUUAAAUUCACCGAGGAAGUUUUCAUUGAAGUCUUCUGGGUAAGAUUCUAACAGCAAUUGAAUAUCUUUUUCAUAUUCUAAACAUGACUUAUUUAGAUCCGCAAGAAAUUAAAACUUUUGUGAAACUUCGUGGUAUAUAGUACAUCACCUCUUCUUUGCAUUGUGUGUCAAUUAUUACAUUGAAAGUCUCAAUGCGGAAUUUGUCUCUAGGAUUCAAAUCAAGUUCCUCUGCAUUUCCAUCAUUUACUUGUUUCUUCC